UCCAUUUUCUCAGGCGACUAUUUCGCUCCUUCGCAUCCAUAUACGACACCGUUCUCUCUUUCUCUUCAGAUUCAUGGAGCCCCGAGCCCCACUGUUUGAAAGGAAGCCAUAUGAUCAUACACUCAUCCUCGAAACUCGAGCUUUCUUAAUCAAGCGGUCCUGAUGAAGCUUCAGCACCAUAACAUAGCCGUUCAGUUCAUAUAAUAACAAUAGUAAAAACAAAAGAGAAAGAGAGAAUGACAAAUCAGAAAUGAAUGGGGAAAGAAAAAGAGCUAAUGGGUCGCUUUUCAAUAUCAGUGGUGUGUCGCUUUUAAGCCUUUUACUAAUUUCAGCCUAACCAGCCAAGCACUAAUCUCCACGCUCAUUUAUUCCUUACUUACUCUUUCCAAUCUAAUAUCUAAUCUAACUUCUGGAUUCGGUGGAUUUGGUUUCGCAUUUUGGAUUCUCUGGAUUGAUAUCUCCUGGCGAAUUAGGUUUUCAAAUCUCAACCAUGCGGAUUCUUUUGGGUGGUUGUCUUGACAAAUAGCUUUGCUCUAUAGUCAUUUAUUUGCGAGGAUGCUGGCGGAUAAUAUUUCUUUCAUGUUUUUUUUUAGAAGAUAUAAGGCGUCAGCUUGGGAACGAUGAUCCAUGCUUUUGGCGAGAUGUUUAGAGGCUUUAAGCUUUUGGCGCGAAAAUGGCAAUGAACGGAACAUUUCCUGAGAGGCCGAGUGGAGAGGCAUCUCUUAUUCGGGAUUUUGAGGCUCUGAGCGUGUCCCAGCGGCUUGUGAGAAGUGUUAGCCAGAAGUUGAGGAAGAAAAACAACAGAUGCGAUGGAGAGGAAGAGGAUAAUGUGAGAGGGAUUUCUGUAAAAUGUCUUACUUUAUAUGCCAGGGGCGGUGGUUGCAAAGUGGGGGCCGACACAGGUGAGGAAUAUGGGGAUCCAAGUAGUAGGAGGAGGUCAUCAAGUGCCAGUGAAGACGGAAAGGGAUACAAACCAAUCUGUGGCACCGAUGAGCCAGGAGUUGAUUGCUUCUCCUAUGGGGUUAGGGAAAAGUUUUGGAAGAAAAAUAACAGAAAAUAUUUUGAACUCGAAGAUUCAAUACAAAAUAGCAGGUUGCACAUCUUUCUUCCAGAUGACAUACUGGAAAUGUGUUUGGUGAGACUCCCAUUGACCAGUCUCAUGAAUGCGCGCCUCGUAUGUAAGAAAUGGAGAUACUUGACUACCACUCCGCGGUUCUUGCAGAUGAGACAAGAAGGUUUGUAUCAGAAUCCAUGGUUGUUUCUGUUUGGGGCUGUUAAAGAUGGCUAUUGUUCUGGGGAGAUACAUGCACUGGAUGUAUCACAAGAACAAUGGCAUAGACUUGAUUCUGAUAUUCUAAAAGGAAGGUUCAUGUUCUCUGUUGCCAGUAUUCAGGAUGAUAUUUAUAUUGUUGGAGGUUGUUCUAGCUUGACCCACUUUGGGAGAGUGGAUAGAAGCUCAUUCAAGACUCACAAAGGGGUGUUGGUGUUUAGCCCUUUAACUAAAUCAUGGCGUAAAGUUGCUUCCAUGAGGUACGCAAGAUCAAUGCCCAUUUUGGGAAUUUCUGAGGUUAGCUCUGAUUUUUCAAUUGUUCAUAGUCAUCAGCAUCGACAAGAAAGGCGUUUUCCCAGGUCUCGAACUGGUGGGGUAUCGGAUGUUUAUGAGGAUCCACACCGGCUUUCACUAAGACGUCAAUACAGAAAUGCUUUUGAUGAAAAUGAAGCUUCAUUGUUUCAUAGCAGAAAGUCACACAAGUUCAUCAGACAAAAAAGUGAUCAGGCGAAUGCUAAGGGUUUUAAAAGGUUUGUAUUGAUUGCUGUAGGAGGUCUUGGAUCUUGGGAUGAACCUUUGGACUCUGGAGAAAUUUAUGAUCCCGUAUCAAAUAAGUGGACAGAAAUCCAGAAGCUGCCCAUAGAUUUUGGGGUUGUAUGCUCUGGAGUUAUAUGUAACGGGAUUUUCUAUGUGUAUUCUGAGACAGACAAGCUUAUGGGAUUUGACAUAGAGAGGGGCUUCUGGAUAGCCAUCCAAACGUUUCCAUUUCCUCCCCGCGUUCACGAGUAUUACCCUAAACUCGUAUCUUGUAAUGGUAGAUUGUUCAUGCUUUCAGUUUCCUGGUGCGAAGGGGAUGGCCAAAUAGGCCAGAGAAACAAGGCUGUUAGAAAAUUAUGGGAGCUAGAUCUAAUGUAUCUUACAUGGACGGAAGUGUCAGUACAUCCUGAUGCUCCAAUGGAUUGGAAUGCUGCAUUUGUUGCUGACAAAAAUCUUAUAUUUGGGGUGGAAAUGUUCAAAAUAUUUGGUCAAGUGUUGGACUUCCUGACUGUAUGUGAUGUGCAAGAAACGGGAACAAACUGGGGUCAUAUUUCGAGAAAUCAGAUGACCCACGAAUUUGAUGCUUCUUCCUGCAUUACCAAAUCACUGGCUGUCCUACAUCUGUGAAGGCCUAGGGUGCACAUUCUGAUUUGAGCACAAAUUUUAGACAUUUAUUUAUCCAUAUGAAGAGAUUUUGGGCAAUAGAUCGGCUAUGCGAAUUUGAAUUUGAAUUCUUUGGGCAUAAUCAGUUCUCACCUGGGAGAUUAUUCUGUUUAUUUCUUCACUGCUGUUCAUAAAUUGAUCCUGUAUUCCUAAUCUUGCUUUUCUUCUUAUGUUUCAUGAAAUAAUAGAUACAUCUGUUUUUCAUC
This is a messenger RNA of Jatropha curcas, 2676 nucleotides long. RefSeq names its product F-box/kelch-repeat protein At5g42360. Gene Ontology annotation, molecular function: protein binding. Lineage: Eukaryota; Viridiplantae; Streptophyta; Magnoliopsida; Malpighiales; Euphorbiaceae. The record is from RefSeq and is a predicted model, not a curated record. Gene Ontology annotation, cellular component: SCF ubiquitin ligase complex.